UCCCUCCCAUUGGUUUCACGUUCCCUUCGCCACGCGGAAAAGCUUUCAAGCUCAUCCAGCCCGGCAGCAGAGUUUAUCCUGGUUCCACCCACUGGGACUUUCCUAGCUUCCUCCUGCACGGCGAGGGGAAAAAAAGGCAGAGGCAGACAGCAGGCAUCCCGGGGAGCUCGGGGAGCCGCGGUGCUCCCUUCCCUGAGCUAGGUUUCUAUUGUAGGCGGUGCAUUCCUCGGGAGGGAGGGUGUGUGUGUGUGUCGGUGCCUUCCCACACUCCGGGCAGCUCUUAUUUAAUGGGGGUCUCCAUGCAGGGCAGAAAGCAGAGGAGGUUUAGCCAUUGCCAGGCUCAGCGGCAGCUCGUAAGCCAAUUGCCGGCAUGGAUCACAGGGCUGAAAUAACCCUGGAGGAGGCUUCGGCGACCGGCCAAGCCUCCAGGAUGCGCAUCAGGGAGGACCUGAGGAGGAUGCGCUGCGCCGUGCUGCUCUGCCUGCUGGCCGUGCUGCUGCUGGCGCUGCCCAUCGCAUACCUGCUGGCUGGGAACCUGCGAGCACCCACCUCCUGCCCCCAGGUCGUGGACGAGAGGAGCUCUCACUUUCUGAAGCAGCGGGCAGUAGCUGCUGUUACAGACACACUUCCCAGUGCCGAGAAGCCAAGAGCACACCUGACAGUGAAGAAACAAGAUCCCUCCAGUGCCACGGGAAGACAUAUGCCCAUCCUGCAGUGGGAAGACAAGCGAGGCUUGGCCUUUACCAAGAACAACCUGAGUUAUUCCAGCAAAGCACUGGUGAUACCUGUGUCGGGGGAUUACUAUGUCUAUGCCCAGGUCACUUUCCGAGGGCCCAGUGACACUUCAAGUAAAACCAAUUCUGUCACUGCAGUCAUCACCAAAGUCACUGACAGCUAUCCCGAGCCCACCCAGCUGCUGACCAGCAGCAAGACCCUCGGUGAAGAAAGGAACAACUGGUUCCAGCCCAUUUAUCUGGGAGCUGUGGUUUCCUUAGAGAUAGGAGACAAGCUAAUGGUCAACGUUAGUGACAUCAAGCUGGUGGAUUACACUAAGGAGCACAAAACCUUCUUCGGUGCCUUUUUAUUGUAGGUCUCUGGCAGCAGCUUUGUGGAAGCCUCCCUUAAGGGCCCUGGUUUGGUGGUUGCAUGUUGGGGAGCUGGUCUCUGUGCUGUCCUCUGUGCUUCACUCACCUGCUGCCUUAAAUUAUGGGGUGGAGAGAGCUGGAGCUGCAGGAUGAAUGGAAGCAGCCCAAAAAACUCCAGAAAAAUGAAAGUCAGACUUAAAAGAUGAUGGGGAUUCUUGAAAGCUCUGUAUAUUGGAGAGGAACCUUUUUUUAUGGGUUGGGUAGGGAUAUUUAUCGUAAAUAGGCUAGGCUGCACCACUAAUUCCUUUUCCAGUACAUCAUUUCUUCAACUGAAAAGAAGUGUUUUAAACUGUCUCCAGCACUUCCAGUAUAAUUUUGCAUCAUCUUUCUUCAGAUUCUUAAAGGCAAUUACAAUUAAUAAUUUCCUUAAACACAGUUCAGUGCUUUGCACUAAUAUAAAGCCCAGAUUAAUCAUUAACUGCUCAAUUAAUCACUUCCAGUUUCCCUGUAAAGUAGAUUAAAAUUAUAUCACGUGUUUUGCAGAAGCUACCUGAUUUUCUUUUAUUUUCCAGGAUACCAUUUACAGAUAUUUAAGUCAAUGUAUAGGCUUUAGCUUUUAUUUAAAACUUCUAGGGAGCGUGCAGAAACAUUUUCAUUUCAGCAUGACCGUGGAAUCUCCCCUCCAGAUCCAAACAUUAGGAAAGCAGAAAAAAAAAAAACAACCAAAAAAAAAGAA
Messenger RNA from Tympanuchus pallidicinctus (lesser prairie-chicken), 1821 nucleotides. It is a transcript of the gene TNFSF15, whose product is annotated as TNF superfamily member 15. Gene Ontology annotation, cellular component: membrane. Bases 371 to 1090 code for a protein of 239 amino acids. NCBI's taxonomy places the organism in Eukaryota, Metazoa, Chordata, Aves, Galliformes, Phasianidae. Gene Ontology annotation, molecular function: tumor necrosis factor receptor binding. The transcript is spliced from 4 exons. The record is from RefSeq and is a predicted model, not a curated record. Gene Ontology annotation, biological process: immune response.